Molecule: messenger RNA, 4012 nt
Organism: Rattus norvegicus (Norway rat)
Lineage: Eukaryota; Metazoa; Chordata; Mammalia; Rodentia; Muridae
Source: RefSeq, a predicted model, not a curated record
GUGAGGACGCUGCGGGGCCGGGAGGCGGCGUGGGCGUCGCCGCGGGGAGGAGGCCGGCGCGUCCCUCCUCCGGGAGCGCAGCGGCGGCAGCGAGAGCAGCGCGCACUGCAGGGCCGAGUCCCCGCCCGGAGCCAGCGCCGCGCCCCGCGGCCCCCACGCACGGCGCGGCCCGGCGGGGGCGCAGGAGACCCGCGGCCCGGACAGGGGGCCGGUCCCCGGGACAGGAGGCUGCCGCAACCCUGCGACAUUCGCUCCGCGUGCCAUCCCCGGGCCCGGCCCGCUCGGGACGCCUCUGCACUGAGCGGGUACAAGGCAAUGUUAGAAGUGGUGAUCUCACCCAGCCUCGCAGCAAGCAGUGACUGGGGCGAGCACGGUGCGGCCGUGGGGGCGCUGACUGACAGAGAAGGCACCGCCAAAGCAGCCUCUCUGAGUGUCCCUCAGCUCUUUGCGAAGUCUCACCCACGUGUCCCUCCGGGUCAGUCCUCUGCAGCCAUGGCAGCCUAUGGCCAGACACAGUACAGCACAGGCAUCCAGCAGACGCCACCCUAUACAGCGUACCCACCUCCGGCGCAAGCCUAUGGAAUCCCCCCUUACAGUAUCAAGACAGAAGACAGUUUGAAUCACUCGCCCAGCCAGAGUGGGUUCCUGAGCUACGGACCGAGCUUCAGCACCGCGCCUGCUGGACAGAGCCCCUACACCUACCCAGUGCACAGCACCGCAGGGCUCUAUCAAGGCGCCAACGGAUUGACCAACACGGCCGGAUUUGGGAGCGUGCACCAGGAUUACCCCUCCUACCCCAACUUCCCACAGAACCAGUACCCCCAGUAUUUCAGCCCAUCAUACAACCCGCCCUAUGUCCCAGCCAGCAGCCUCUGCUCCUCGCCCCUCUCCACGUCCACCUACGUCCUCCAGGAGGCUCCUCACAAUGUCAGCCAGAGUUCUGAGUCACUGGCCGGGCAAGGAAGAAGCAGCGGGGAGAACCCUGCCCCUCUCUGUCUGGGCUCUUGGUGUGGCUGUGGAUCCAGAUCUGCACGUCCCUUCCCCGAGGAGCUCCUCUUCCCUGUCCAGAAGACAAAUGGAGACACCUGGCCAAGUAUUUUGGAAUCGGCUUUCAAGGGAGUGUCAGGCUUGACCGCUCUUUAAUCCUCAUAAUCUUGUCCAGAACAUUUACCGAACACACAGCCCUUCUCACUUAGCAACUUCAAAAUCAUUUUCUUUCGAGAAAGAACACGGAGUCUAGUUAACUUCUCUUCCUGAUCUUGGACAACCGUUGGCACUCUGCUUCUCUGAAUGUAGUCUCCGAGCACUGGUCUCAACAAAGGAGAGGAACAGGGGGCUGGUGGGAAACAGGGAUGGAGAGGAGCUACUGGCAGGAAGAUGGGCUCCUAGAUCCAGAGUUGAAGGGUGAACCUGACUCAUGUCACUCUUCCUGAGGAUUCCUCGAGUUAAAUGGAAAGGUCAUCUCUAGGUCCCAUCAGGAGCAAACACAGGACUCAUUGUGGCUCUGAGGUGUCCUUUCCACACCCUUCAAGAUCAUUUAUCCCUCGGCCUCAGGUAUAACAAUAAAAGGUUAGGGUGACUUUUUGUCUCACAAGUUCACAUAAAUGUUAAUGGCAUCAUGGGGCUGGAGAGAUGGCUCAGUGGUUAAGAACAUUGGCUGCUCCUCUAGGACCUGAGUUCAGUUCCCACCACCCACAUGGUGGCUCACAAUCAUUGGUCCUAGGGAUCUGAUGCCCUCUUCUGAUCUCCAAGGAUACCAGGCAUACAUAUGGUGCACAGACAGACAUACAAGGAAAACACUCAUGUACAAAAGACACCAAAUCUAAAAAGAGUUCUUAAUCUAAUGGUGCCAAUAAUUGUAAGCUCUAACUGGGGUGGCUAGCCUCUUUCCCCAGUAUUUGUUGCACGAGAAGAACAUUUUGCUCAUGUGCACACACAUGCACACACAUAUGUGCACACAUGCAGGCUUUUAGUGUUUUCCACAAAACUCCACUUUUGAAACUGUCUAAAGCACCUGACAUUUUUCCACCUACUCCAGUAGUUUGAUUGACAGAUCCCACUGGCUCUCAGCUCUCUGCUAAGAAAUGGUCUCUAACACUUUCCUCUUCCCAGCCACUUUGAAAGACAUGCUGCUCUAACAGGUGUUAACAGCUGUGCGGGUGCCAACAGUGGGCAGAGGACUCUAGGCAGCCCGCUGCACAGAGAAAUGUCUAAACACCUGUCCAGACCCAAAAGAACAAACACACCAGGCCAGAACUUCUUUCCUGUGGUUUAAUGUGCUCCAUGGUACUCAAGAGAAAGUUGGAAGGUUGUUUUUAAUUUGUUAAACCACCUCCCUCAGCCAGUAAGAGAAUGCUAAGUUCUCAAGAAGAGAUUUAAGAUUUUCUGUCCAGUCAGAUAACAUCUGACAAAAUUAGAAGCUCAUGGGGUUGGGGAUUUAGCUUGCCUAGGAAGCACAAGGCCCUGGGUUCGAUCCCCUUUAACCCAACUAUUCCCCAACUAGGAAUUUAUCCUAAAGACAACUCCCACAUAAAUACAAACACUUAAGAAACAGAACCCUGGGGUUGGGGAUUUAGCUCAGUGGUAGAGCGCUUGCCUAGUAAGCGCAAGGCCCUGGGUUCGGUUCUCAGCUCCGAAAAAAAGAAAAAGAAAAAAAAGAAUCCUUAUUGCGGUUAAUAUCAGAGCAAAAGACUACAAGGAAUUUAGUAGUGCUUAGCAGGACUCUUAUUAGGUAAUCAGUGAUGCAACCACCAGUAGAAUACUAUGCAGCUCUGAAAAAAAGGAGCGCAGUGACAUCAUACAAUGAUGUCUGCCUAAACCGCCCUUUUUGAACUGCUAUCAUAGGUGGAGAGAAGUAAAGCAAAUGAAAAUCCAGGCACCCUGUCUCGCACCUACAAACUCAGCACUCAGGAGGCUACAGCAGGAGGAUUACCAGGAGUUCAAGGCUAGCCUGAGUUACCCACUAAGUUCCUGGCCAGGUUGAACCACAGAGUGAGACUGUUUCUUGCCUCACCCUCGUGGGGAGGAAAGAGAAAAUAAAAGGUUUCUGUGUGAAACCUGUCCCCAGAGUUUUCUUCAAUAGAAGAGUAGGUUGGCAUCCAUGUUUACAUAGGAAGUUUCUGGAAAGGUGCAGAGCAACCAUCCGUGAUCCAUUUCUCUGGAGAAGAAAACUGGGGAUGUGGCAUGGAAGGGAAAGGCUGUGAUAACAGGCGGUCUGUACAGCACAUCUCAGCAGCAGUGUGCUCCCUCCGGCAGCAUGCAGGACAAGCGUUCCCUGAAAGACUCACAUUCUGGACCAGAUAGCAGGUUCUGGCUCAGCUGGCCUCCAAGACGGAGAGCCCGGCCUCUGGUGGCAGAAGAAUUAAAUCACUAAUAAGUAGCAAAUGCUUCUGGAACUUUCUCAAACAUUUGACAUCUCAAUGCCACUUCUGUGCAACCUGGAGGUCAAGGAAUCCAAAGGAAGUUUAAAAGUGCUUUGAAUCGGGGUUGGGGAUUUAGCUCAGUGGUAGAGCGCUUGCCUAGCAAGCGCAAGGCCCUGGAUUCGGUUCCCAGCUCCGAAAAAAAGAAAAAAAAAAGUGCUUUGAAUUGAACGAAAUAAAAACACGACAUAUCACAAUUUAUGGAAUAUCGUUAAAACAGCAAAGGGAAAUAACAUAGUUGUUAGAAAAGAAGAAAAGGGAUUACAGACACAGCCCCUCAUCUUGUUUAAUUUCUAAAAAAAUAUCUAUUCGUUUCCAUUUUGGGGGGUGUGUGAGUGCUUGCUUUUCUUUGUCUUUGGGUCACAUGUGCGCCAAGCCCAUGGAGGCCAGUGGAGGAUAUGAGACGCCUGGGACUGGAGCCACAGAUGUCUAUGAGCUGCCAUAUGGUGCUGGGAAUUGAACCCAGGUUCUCUGGAAGAGCAAUACUUUUAACUGCUGAGCCCUCUCUCCAGCCCCAAGACCUCGUCUACCUUAAGAAACUCUCAAAAAGGGCUGGAGAGAUGGCUCAGCGGUUAAGAGCACUGACUGCUCUU